Messenger RNA from Nerophis lumbriciformis (worm pipefish), 669 nucleotides. NCBI's taxonomy places the organism in Eukaryota, Metazoa, Chordata, Actinopteri, Syngnathiformes, Syngnathidae. The record is from RefSeq and is a predicted model, not a curated record.
AUGGAGAAAUUCUUGGUUCUCAUGGUGAUGCUUGCAUCAUGUUAUGCAGAAACCAGAGAUCUUUCUGGCAAAGUAUUUGUCUUCCCAAAGGAGACUAACAGAGAUCAUGUGAAACUGCUCACACCCAAAACAUCAUUCGAUGCAGUGACUGUUUGUCUCAGAUUCUUUACAGAUCUCACCAGGAACUAUGGCCUCUUCUCUCUGUCCACGCCAGGCAUCAGCAAUGACUUUGUGCUCUUCAAGAUCAACUCGAACGACGUGAUCAGGAUGCACGCACGAGAUGGUGGCACAGACUUCCUGUCUCUGUCUUUUCCUCCUAACUCCUGGCACUCCAUGUGUUCAACAUGGGAAUCGGUAAAUGGCAUCGCCCAGUUGUGGGUGGAUGGCAAGCCCACGGUAAGGAGGUUUAUUCACUCGGGGAAUCCCAUCAGUGGCAAGCCCAUCACCAUCCUAGGCCAAGAACAGGACACUUACGGGGGAGGUUUUGAUGCCACUCAGUCCUUCGUCGGCAUGAUCUCCCAACUCCACAUGUGGGACUACGUCAUCUCGCCCAGUGAGAUUCACCGGUAUGAAGAAAACGUAAACUUCACCCCAGGGAACGUGUUCAACUGGAGAGCCCUCGACUUUGAAAUCACUGGCAGCAUAUUAGUGGAAGAUGAGGUCAUGUAG